Molecule: messenger RNA, 792 nt
Organism: Pelagomonas calceolata
Lineage: Eukaryota; Pelagophyceae; Pelagomonadales; Pelagomonadaceae
Source: the annotation of a GenBank genome assembly
AUGACAGAGCAUUCACGCGCAGCUGAAAACGCGGCCGCGCGUGCCGACGAAAGAGAAGCCCUGAGUGCGAUAUUCGACGGUAUCAGCCUGACUGACGAAAUAGUAGAGGCAUCGCUCGACCUCGACGCCGGCGACGACGACGCGACGUUGUUCGAGCCCGGCGAUAAGGCGGUUCUGCGGUUUGCACUAUCACCCGCAUACCCCUUGGACGCACCGGCGACGGCGUCCGUGGCGUGGGCGACGGCCUACCGCGUGCCCAGCAGUAUCAAGGACCACGUCGAAGCUGCCGUGGCAGCGGCGCUCGCCUCCUCAAGUGGAGACGCUGCGAUUUUCUCGGCCGUCGCCGCGGCCAACGAUGCGUUAAAUGAAGAGGCCGAGCGCCACGCGGCGGCCUACGCGUCGUGGCGCUCCGCGGCGCCGCCCGUGACCUCGCGCGAGACAAUAGUAUGGGAGGGCACGGAGCUCACAAGAAGGCUCAUCUACAGCCACCACAUCAUCGCGCCGUCGAAGCGCGCGGGCCUGCGCGAGUGCGCGCAGAUUUUAGGAGUGACGACCCUCGUCAAAAUCGGCUGGCCCGGGGCGAUUUGUUUGGAAGGCCCCAAAGACCGCGUCGACGCCUUCGUGAACCACAUCACGAGGUGGCGGUGGAAGCAAUUGGCGGUGCGCGGCGAGCAGGACGCUGAAGAACGCGCAUUGCCGCGAAUCUUCCUCGAGACCUCGGACAUGUCGACCUUCGCCGGCCACCUGAGAGCUGCCGGUUUACAAGAGCUGUUUCUAAGACUGUUUAAGUAG